AUGACAGAAUCAGACUCAAGCCACCAACCCCGUUUGAAGGACCUAAUAGAAGGAAAAGUAGAAGAGUAUGCUCGUCAGAUUCCUAAUGUAGAUGUCUUUGAAGAGAAGAGCACUAUUCUCACCCAAUGGUUCCUCAACAAAGACUACUUUACUCUGGCUUCCUCGUCUGCAUUUGCUUGUUGUUUAACCCACCCUGUGGAUCUUAUGAAAGUUAGGUUUCAGCUUCAAGGGGAACUGAGACCCCCUGGAAAGUACCCCAUUAAAUACAGAACAAUACCUCAAUCAAUGUUAGCUGUGAUACGUGACGCAGGUGUGAGAGGACUGUAUAAAGGAGCCGCUCCAGCUUUCUCCUAUCAGUUCCUCAUGAACGGUAUGAGAGCGUUUGUGUUUGAGAAAUGUAACAGGUGGGGUCUGACAAGUGACUUGAACGAGGAGCCCGUGUUAUGGAGAUACGCUGCAGCGUGUGCGCUUUCUGGGUCAGCAGGCGCGGUUUUUGCAAGCACUGCUUAUCUUGCCAAAAUACAAAUGCAGUCUCAAGCUAGCCCUAACCUAGCAGUAGGCUGGCAACAUACCCACAGUAGACCAAGGUGGGUAAUUUGGAAAGCGUUCCGAGGACACAGGGGUUAUAUGGGCAGUGCGUUUCAAGGAGGAACAAGCGCUAUGAUGCGCAUAUCUGUAGCGAGCACAGUGCAACUCCUCUCCUUCACCACAGUGCAACAUGGCAUGUAUGCGCUCGGAGUGCACGAUGCUCUUCAAAACUCCUGUCUCAGUGGUAUUAUCAGUUCAAUACCUGUGGUCCUUAUUUCAAAUCCAUUCGAUGUAAUCUGCACUAGGAUGUAUAACCAGGAGCUGGGUGCAUAUUACAAGAAUAAUUGGGAGUGUGCGGAGAAACUUCAUAAGCGGGAGGGUUGGAGAGGGUUUUAUAAAGGAGCCGUAGCUAAUUACUGUCGGACGGUGCCUCAUAUGAUUGUUACUCUAUUAAUCUGGGAUCACUUCAGGAAGAAAUCAUUCAAUCUCUCUCAAAUUGACCAAUCUUUGAGUUUAGAAUUAAAAUUAUCUGAGAAGAGUAUUGAAAAGAGUCACGAAGAGAUUUUUUCUAAGUUUGAAUCAUGAAAAUAAAGGUCUGAUUAUAAGUGAUUUAAAGACACUAUGACAGAUUUCUGGUUGAUUGUUUUAACCAAGUCAUGUUUUGUAGUUACAUGUGCAUAUUUAGUUAAUUUAUUUUUAGGACGGUUUUAUACUUUAAGUGAUUGA
Molecule: messenger RNA, 1254 nt
Organism: Bolinopsis microptera
Lineage: Eukaryota; Metazoa; Ctenophora; Tentaculata; Lobata; Bolinopsidae
Product: solute carrier family 25 member 35-like
Exons: 1
Coding region: 1-1113 (370 amino acids)
Source: RefSeq, a predicted model, not a curated record